AUGUCUUUCUGCCGCUCGAUGAGCGAGAUUCCCGCUUUAGGCAAGGACGUUGAGUGCUGCACCAUGCCCGUUGUUGCCGUCGCCCCGGCCUGCACUAUCAGAAACAAUAGUCAAGAGGCAAAGAACCAGGAGCCUGAUAUGUGUCUUGAGUCUGGCGAGGUGGACUGGUCAUGGUCGGAUAUCAGAAGAGACGCCCUUGAUGUGCGGCACAGGCAAGGCUGUGGUUUGAUCUGA
This is a messenger RNA of Pyrenophora tritici-repentis Pt-1C-BFP, 234 nucleotides long. NCBI's taxonomy places the organism in Eukaryota, Fungi, Ascomycota, Dothideomycetes, Pleosporales, Pleosporaceae. The record is from RefSeq and is a predicted model, not a curated record.